Contarinia nasturtii (swede midge) is the source of this 714-nucleotide messenger RNA. RefSeq names its product protein PBDC1. The transcript is spliced from 3 exons. The record is from RefSeq and is a predicted model, not a curated record. NCBI's taxonomy places the organism in Eukaryota, Metazoa, Arthropoda, Insecta, Diptera, Cecidomyiidae. The coding region runs from base 88 to 573 and encodes 161 amino acids. Gene Ontology annotation, cellular component: cytoplasm.
UUGACAGAAAUGUGGCUGUACAUAUACGCAAUAAUAAUAGAUUUGCCGCACGUGGAUUUGAAAACAAAGUGAAAAUAAAUUGGAAAAAUGGACGUACUCAGCCGACCAGCUGAAGAGUUUGGAAACGAUGAAUCUGUUGAAGCAAUGUGGGCAAUGCGGGCAUUCGAACAUGCCGAAAUUCAUUUCAAUCUGCUAUGUAGUGUUGAUCCAAAACUAUUGAAAUUGACGCCAUUCGAUGAUCAAAUCUAUCAAACAUUUCGUGAAGAAUUUCCGAAUUUCAAUGUGGCCAAAAUCACCGAAACCGAAUUGAAAAAUCCCUCGGCAAAGCAUAAGUGGCGAAGUUUUAUUGAAAAAUUCAAUAAAUUGGAUGACUACAGUUAUGGCACAUUGAUGCGAGCUGAUGCUGGUCUCGAUUUUGGGCCACACAAUUCCAUUUUAGUUGUACGUAUUCAAUUUUGGGCAAUUGAAAUUGCGCGAAAUCGCGAAGGAUACAACGAUAAAAUUCGCUACAAAUACAAACCAACACCAAUUCAAGUCGAAGAAGAAGAAGACGACGAUCAACAACAACAAUAAUAAUGACAUUUCCAUUUCCGGCAAAUGCCUCAAAUCCAUCAUCUAAUGAUUAAGUUAGGAUAAAUUUAAAACAGCAUAAAUAAAAAAAAAAAACAAAUUGAAUCUAUAUUGAAUAAAGAAAACGAAACAAUAAUAAAUCGA